UACAUAUUUAUUACUAUGUUACUACAAUCCAUAUUUUGGCGCGAAAAUGAAAUAUAUGUACAUAUUCAUUCGUACAAUGUAAUACGUUGUAGUUCUAGCUAAAUUACAAAGAGAACACAUUUUCUACCUAAUUUUCAUUAUUAUUAUUCUUCAUUUUAUAUCUGAUUCUAUUACUAUGCAUUGUACGUAAUGUUAUAAUUAUUUACGUUACAGUAUAAUUUAUCGCAGUACAUUCAGUCACAGAGUAUUUUCUUGUUAUUUUGACGAAGAUUGAAACACACGUGAUUUGAUAUGAAUACACCGGGGAAAAUAAAGAAAUUGGAUAAAGUUGUGGUAAAUAGAAUUGCAGCUGGCGAAGUAAUUCAAAGACCAGCAAAUGCUUUAAAAGAAUUAAUCGAAAACAGUCUUGACGCAAAAUCAACUAACAUUCAAAUCCUUGCUAAGGAAGGGGGUUUGAAAUUAUUACAGAUACAAGAUAAUGGCACAGGGAUUAGAAAAGAUGACAUGGAAAUUGUUUGUGAACGAUUUACAACAAGUAAACUACAAACAUUCGAAGAUCUUCAAUCCAUAUUAACUUUUGGUUUUCGUGGAGAAGCUCUGGCCAGUAUGAGUCACAUUGCACUCUUAACGAUUAUGACAAAAACAGCUGAUGAAAAAUGUGCAUACAAAGCAUCAUAUAUUGACAGCAAACUAAAAGCUCCACCAAAACCAUGUGCUGGAAAUCAAGGCACUACAAUAACAAUAGAAAAUUUAUUCUAUAAUGUUGCAACAAGAAGGAAGGCUCUAUCAAACAUAACUGAGGAGUUUAACAAAAUUACAGAUGUAGUAAUAAAAUAUGCAAUACAUAAUCCUGCUGUAGGAUUUUCACUGAAAAAAUGUGGUGAUGUAGCCCCUCAGGUUCGUACACCCCAUAAUUCCACAAAAAUGAACAAUAUAAGGAUACUUUAUGGUAAUCCAGUCUUCAGAGAAUUAUUAGAAGUUGAACAUACAGAUGAGACUUACAAAUUCAAAAUGCAAGCAUUAAUAACAAAUCCGAAUUACACAAAUAAAAGAAUGGUGUUUCUUUUAUUCAUUAACAAUAGAUUGAUUGAAUCCUCAUCAAUUCGGAAGAUGUUAGAAGAACUUUACACUUUUUAUCUUCCAAAGAAAACCCAUCCAUGGUGUUAUAUCUCUUUGGACAUUCAUCCACAAAAUAUUGAUGUAAAUGUACAUCCGACCAAACAUGAAGUUAAAUUUUUACAUGAAAAUUCUAUCAUUGAAAGAAUGAAGUUUGCUCUGGAUGAGAAAUUAUCUGGAAACAGUGCUUCCAGAACAUUUUAUGUGCAAGCAAGGUUGCCAAAGGCUGAUAUUACGAAAGAAAUUUUGAAAGAAGUUUUGCCAGAAUAUGAGAAGGAAAGCACUGAUAAAACAAAGAAAAUUCGUCCUCAGGAAAUGAUUAGAACCGACUCAUCCAAUCAAAAAUUAGAUAAGUUUAAUUUCACUAUUCACGCAGCUACGAAAGAUGCUAGAAUCGAUGAUAGUUUACAGCCUGAACAAUUUGAAAAUAAUAUUUCAAUUGACAAAGUGAACAUUGAACAAAAUGUACUGUAUAACACAAGACUUAAAGAUAAAGACGACAGUGAUCAACAAAAGACAGAUAAAAUACAAUGUUCAAUAUCCAAUGAAAAUACUGACAAUAAAUUGUCACCUGUAAAAAAAUUAAGUACAGAACUACCAAAUACACCAUGGAGUGAUAUAAUAAAUGAAUCCAAUCAAUCUACAUCAUCAGAAUUAGUACAGCCAGAUAAUAUAAUCUCAACCACAUUUAAUAACAAUGAAAACCAGAGAAAUGUAGACAGCAUUCAAGAUAACUUUGAAGACGUAAAUAACACAAGUACAGUUAACGAUUCCACGCAAGAAAAAUGCAUCGAUGAAGUAGCGGUUAAAGCACGUGAACAUGUGUUAAAAUACUUUGCAAAUAGAUCCAAUACUACGAUCGAGGGAAAGAAACCUGCAGAAAAGUUUAGUGUUUUUAAAGAAGAAACGGAAAUAAAUAACAAGACUGACAAUCAAUCUAAUGAACCAAAGGAAUCUUGUAGUAAUAAGAAUGAUGACUCUAAAAGUAGUCAUGAUUUUAAAUCUUAUACGAUAAAUAAUUUCAGAAGGGAAGUUAAAUUAACGAGCGUGUUAAGGUUGCGGAAAGAAGUAGAAGACGAAUUGCACGAAGGAUUGAAACAAAUUUUGUCAGACCUAAUUUUUGUUGGCUGCAUAGAUGAACAUUUUGCACUCAUUCAAAGUGGAGUGAAUUUAUAUCUUUGCAACACAAAGAAAUUAGCGGAGGAACUGUUUUACGAAAUUAUGCUUUAUGAUUUUGCAAACUAUGGUGUUAUUAAAUUCUCCGAUCCGAUUCCUUUAUAUGAUUUGGCUAUGUUAGGACUGGAGAGUAGUGAGGCUGGUUGGACAGAAGAAGAUGGAAAAAAAGAAGACUUGGCAACAAGUGUUAAAGAACUUCUAUUGGAGAAAGCAGAUAUGUUGAAGGAAUACUUUUCAGUUGUUAUAGACAAGAAGGGAAACCUGAAAUCCUUGCCAGUUCUACUAGAGAAGUAUUUUCCAUAUGAAGCUGGCCUUCCUUUGUAUAUACUACGUUUGGCUACCGAAGUAGAGUGGUCAGCAGAACAAUCUUGUUUCAAAACUUUUUGCAGAGAAACUGCAAUGUACUACAGUCGUAUGAAUCCUGUACAUAACACUCAUGAUUGGAGGUACAUUACAGAACACGUUUUAUAUUCUGCAAUUAAAGAGAGUUUACUUCCCCCUAAGCACUUUGCACAUGAUACAACAAUACUGCAGAUAGCAAACUUGCCUGAUCUAUAUAAAGUUUUCGAAAGAUGUUAGAUCAUGUAUAGAAGCCCUCUAUUUAAAUUACAGAUUGGUAUUCCUUUUGGUUGUGAAUCGAACGUGUAAUUAGUANNNCUAAUAUGUUUACAAAAAUUAUAUUAUCUUUGACCAAUGUUAUAGUAAGCCAGAAAGAUAUAAUUUUAAUUACAUCAUUUAUUUGUAAUAAAAUAUUUAUUUAAUGAAUUAAGUGUGAAUUAAACUAUCUUAAUUAAACUGAUAUAUCAUUUCGGUUUAUUUUUGUAAAGAAAUGUAACAAAUAAAAGACAAUAACAAAUAAAAGCAAAAGGAAUGAUUCUUUUAAA
Megalopta genalis is the source of this 3176-nucleotide messenger RNA. NCBI's taxonomy places the organism in Eukaryota, Metazoa, Arthropoda, Insecta, Hymenoptera, Halictidae. The record is from RefSeq and is a predicted model, not a curated record.